UAUUCUCAUUUUCUCCAGUGCACUUCACACCCAAAUGUUUCUCUGAAAAACCCUAGUUUUUCAAAUGGCAUCAAUCAAUUUCAAUUGGUUUGGUGGAGAAAACUGGUUUCAAAAACCCCCAAACCCAAUUUCUCCAAUCAAUCUCAUUUCCUUCACAACAACAACAAAUUUCUCAAAACCCUCUUCAAAUUUUGCUUCAAUCAGUAGUUCAGUUUCAAAUCUCUUUGGAAAACCUAAGAAAAAGCCUGAAGAUGAAAACCCAGAUAGACCACCACCUGGUUAUUACAGAAAUAUGUAUGACCAAUAUGUAUGGGAAUGUGAGAACAAUCCAGAUUAUCGGCAUACACCAGAAGUAGAUAAAAUACUUAAUGAAGAUCAAGUGUUUGAGGAAAAGACUAACCCAACUGACGAAGAGAUUAAGAAGAAUGCUGAAUGGUGGGAAGAAUUUCAUAAGAACCCAAUUGUUGAGUUUUUGAGAAGAGCUGAAGAAGUUGCUGAUUAUGAGAAUGAGAAGGAAUUGAAAGAGAAUGAGACUCCGUAUAGGAAAGAGGAUAGGAAGCUUUGGAAAGCUGUACCACAUGUUCCGGGGUUAGAUGGUAGACCAAUGCCUAGGAAAGCUAUUAAGACUGAUGAAGAAUCUGAUGAUAAGUUUUGGGAUUUUGCUAGACAGUUCUUUUUUGGUCUUUGGGGUUUUAAACAAAGACCUUAUCCACCUGGUAGACCUAUUGAUGUUGCUCAAGCUAUUGGGUAUAAGCGACUCGAGAAACGGUACUACGAUUUUAUAAUGAGGAGUGGUGGUUGGUACUACAAGGAUCGAUUGGGUCGAACAAGGGGGCCUUUACAGCUGAUAACCAUGAAAACUGCUUGGGGUGCUGGGAUAAUUGAUAAGGAUACCUUCAUUUGGGGUGAAGACAUGGAUGAAUGGGCACCUAUUCACAUGGUUUAUGGCUUAGAAAGAGCAGUUGCCACUUGGGAAGUUAGACUAGGAGCUGCUGCAACAGCUUUCGUUCAUAAACUACAGAAAGGUAUACCUCCCUGGGUACCACUCAAGGGGCAGGAAAAGAAGACUUGUAAGCAACUUCAAGAAGAAGCAAUUGCAAGCAAAAACCGGGAUUUAGCAGUUCUUGAAGCUAAUGAUGGUGUUUGGCCUGGAAUGAAAACACCUAGCCAUGCUUUAUUUCUCUGGGCUAGUGGCUCAGAACUAACCAAUAUGUUGAGAGGUGAAGACCACAUGCCCAAUAAGUAUAUCUCCAAAGAUCUUAGGAAACAAUUGCAAAAAGAAAUUCCUGGUUUGAGGCCGUGGGAAGUUCUUAGCAUCGAACAAGCUAUGGAUCAGAUUACAUACGGUGGAAAAUGGUACCGUGAGCGUCUUGGCUCCUACACAACAGGCCCUCCAUAUCUAAGGAAUUGGAAUAAGGAUGUCAAGAGAAUCUUUAGAAUAUUCUACACCCUCAGCUACAGAGUUUAUAACAAAUUAGAGCGUACAGUUCCUGGAUUCGGUGAAGUAAUGAGGAAGGUCCGCGCUGAGUCAGAGAAAAAGCGGAAUGAGAAGUUGGCCGCAGAGAAGAAACUGGAACUAGAGAAAUCCAUCGUAAGCGGACCUGCUACUCCUACUAAUUAAUAGUCAUGUCACAUUCCGCUCUUAGCCGAACGUUUGUAAUGUCAAACAUCCCCACCAUCCCUUCCUGUUCUUUAUAUCGUUUUGGGUGAGCAGGUUCUAUUUUUGGGGCUUCAUUGGUUACUUUGUUAGGGUUCGAAUUAUAUGUGUUGUCAGAACACUACUGUUCUGACAGCCUGAGAGAGUAAUCUAUAUUGCAUUCUAGUUCUGUGCUUAUUUUCGAAGUUUUUGAAUUGCUGCAUUAGAUAUAAAACACUUCUUGUAAUGUACAUUUUGUCACAACAUUGUUGAUCAAAUUGCAUAUAUUGCGACUUGGAUCAGCAUAAUUCCAACUGAGUUGAAUCGGUCACUCCAUGGUCUUAUCUGA
Messenger RNA from Papaver somniferum (opium poppy), 1985 nucleotides. Its product is annotated as protein TIC 56, chloroplastic-like. Bases 65 to 1621 code for a protein of 518 amino acids. NCBI's taxonomy places the organism in Eukaryota, Viridiplantae, Streptophyta, Magnoliopsida, Ranunculales, Papaveraceae. The record is from RefSeq and is a predicted model, not a curated record. The transcript is spliced from 5 exons.